GUGUCUGCAAAAAAGAUUUUAUAUCUUGCAUAUGCAAUAAUUGCUUUCAUGAUCAAUUUUCUAACUUAUUCAGUAAAAUUGAAGUGUUCCUAAAGAGUGGCUCUGGAUUCAAUAUUAAAAUGGGUCAAAAUACAACUUUGCAGUAUGCAGAACAAAUGCAUUUUAUAUAUUUGUUUAUAAAAAAAAUAUACAAAAAUAAUUUUGAAAAUAAUUACGAUGUGAUGAGUGGAAUUCUUCAAUUGUUAAUCAGAGACGCGAGGAGAAGCUCUGAUGUCAAUAAUUAUGAACUAGUUAUUCAAACAGAUGUUAUAAUGAUGUACGUCGGAACCAAAAAAAUAGAAUUAUUUUCUAUGUUUUAUAAACUAGAUGCAAUUUGUGAUUUAUCAAAAUAUCCAGCUUUUCAUAACGUACUUUCUGACAAUGAAUAUUUAAGAAACUUUAUGAAAAGAGUUGAAUAUCUACAUGUCGUCCAUGGUUACUGCCAGAAGGACGCAUUUGAUGAAGCUUGUCAGCAAGUUGCAAGGUUUGAACAUAUUAUACGAUGGAUUUUGGAACAAAACAGCACAAAAUUUCAAGAACUGGAUGAAGUAUUUGCAAAACUUGGUUUUAAAAAUAUUUGUAUAGAUAAAGAAUUGGAAGAUCUGUCAUCAAACAUUAAUACAUUUGGAAUUCAUUUUGUCAAUAAAAUUUGGUCAAUAUUAAUUCGAGUGGGCCCUCAAAAAUUAUCGGAAGUUAUAAAAUAUUUGAUGACAUUAUUAAAACAGAUUUCAAAAGUGUAUAAACUGCUAAAAAACCUGGAAACGUCAUACGAUGGACUGAUGGAUGGCAUCAAGAACAGAAACUAUAAAAUUGUAGAAUAUGUUUUGAAUUGUGUAGAACCCGAUUUUGUUAAAUCAGUAAUUCAUGGAGAAAAUAUGAAUUGCGGUUCACCUUUGCAUUAUGCAGCUUCUAUAGGAGAUGCAAAUCUUUGUGAACUUCUUCUACGAUUUGGAGCAAACGUCAACUUAAACUCAAAUAUAGAUAACUUGGUUUUAAAAGAUCAUGUAGAAACUAAAGGCGCAAACAUUGAUAUCGUGAGUAGUGAAAGCAUUACAACAAAUAUAAGUCCAAAAAUAAAUCCAGAUAUCAUGAACCUAAAAGAUAGUGCAUCAUCAUUUGCAAGUUCGGAUGUCGAAGCUGCAUAUGUAAACAUUGAUAACACGAGUAGUGAAAUAAUAACAGAUUUGCUUAAAACUCAAAACAGCCCAGAAGAUGUUGCUCUUAUGAAGAACUGCAUUAAUGUUAAGAAAAAAAUGACACCUUUGCAUUGCGCAGUUUCCAAUGGCCACAAAGAAGUUGUCCAAAUUUUGCUGAAAAAAUUUGCAAAUGUUAAAUCUACUAAUGCAAUGAACGAGACCCCAUUGCAUAUUGCUGCACUAAAAGGAUAUGAAAAGAUUGUGGAAAUUUUGUUAAAAGCCGGAGCUCCUAUCAAAGUUUGGGAUGACAACAAUAUGACUCCAUUGCACUGUGCUGCUUCUAAUGGACAUGAAAAUGUUGUUCGGUUACUAUUGGAGAAUUUGACCUCAGCUGCUGAUAAUUCUUCCGCGGAGAGUCCAACACCACAUGUUGGUUCUGGACAAAAACCAAAAAAUUGGUUUACUGAUCGUAAACAUUUGACGCCUCUGUAUUAUGCUGCGAAAAACAGUCAUAGAAAUGUGGUUAAGAUCCUUAUAAAUGAAUAUUCCAAAAAGGAUUGCGUUAAAGUAAAAAAAUCACCAGCCCUUAAUCUUAUGCUAAAAAGAGAUAUUUCGAUUGUUGUAUGCGGUGAAAACAUUGCUACACUAUUUAUGGCGAUUAUAAAUAAUGAAAAGGAAGCAGUUCAAAUUUUGAUAGAUAACGGAAUCGCCGUUAAUAUCACCAAUGAGCAAAACUGGACGCCUUUGCAUGUAGCAUCUACCGUUGGCCACAGCGAACUGCUUCAACUUUUGAUAGACAAAGCUGCAGAAGUUAAUGUGGCAACUGAUUUAAAAAUUACACCUUUACAUUUGGCUGCUCAUUAUGGUUAUAAAAAAAUAAUCGAGAUUUUAUUAUUAAAUGGUGCGGAAGUUAAUAGUGUUGCGAGUAAUGAUUUGACACCAUUGGUCAUGGCAUUUUGUGGAAACCAUUUAAAACUGUUGAUAUCUUAUUAGCUCAUGGUGCUGACGUCCAUUACAGGAUCUCCCACGCAAACUUGUAUUAGAUAAUGAAAAGUCUAAUUCCUCGGUAAAGAAUGUUUGGAAACCGCUUCCUAUAACACCAUUUCCAAAUACUGAAACUUAUAGUUUAUUGCACUAUAUGGCUUUUAAAAACCGGUAUGAAAUGGUGGAAAAACUAUUAAACCAUGGAGCUAAUAUCAACGACUUGUCGCCCAAAGAAUGUCUAACUCCACUACACAUCUCUUCACUUUUUAAUAAUGAUAAUAUUACGAAAUUGCUUUUACAAAAAGGUGCUAAGUAUAAUAUAAAAAAUGCGAGAGGUAAAACACCACUCGAUCUUGCAAGGGCUGAAUCUGGAAGUGGAAAAUGGCUCAAAUCUAUUAACCAGUUGUUCCAAGCUGUGCGAUGUGGUGAUGUUACCAAAAUUGAACCUUUACUGGAAAAUUGGAGCGAGAAUUCAUUGGGAAUAAUUUUGAAUGCUAGGAACUCUGAAGAUAAAACUAUUGU
Messenger RNA from Ctenocephalides felis (cat flea), 2681 nucleotides. Its product is annotated as ankyrin-1-like. Gene Ontology annotation, molecular function: protein binding. The coding region runs from base 120 to 2168 and encodes 682 amino acids. NCBI's taxonomy places the organism in Eukaryota, Metazoa, Arthropoda, Insecta, Siphonaptera, Pulicidae. The record is from RefSeq and is a predicted model, not a curated record. The transcript has a single exon.